This is a messenger RNA of Hemicordylus capensis (graceful crag lizard), 1172 nucleotides long. Its product is annotated as ZAR1-like protein. NCBI's taxonomy places the organism in Eukaryota, Metazoa, Chordata, Lepidosauria, Squamata, Cordylidae. Gene Ontology annotation, molecular function: mRNA base-pairing post-transcriptional repressor activity. Gene Ontology annotation, biological process: translation. The record is from RefSeq and is a predicted model, not a curated record. The transcript has a single exon. The coding region runs from base 1 to 990 and encodes 329 amino acids. Gene Ontology annotation, cellular component: cytoplasm.
AUGGAACGCUUUGUCUACCCUCCCUACAGUGUGUACCAGGGCUAUGGGAGCACCUUCACUCCCAGCCACAAUGUGGCCCCAAGGCCACCCUCCAAGCAGAAGCAGCCUAGCUGGAAGCAGAGCAAGAGCACCCCCAACCUCUACCGAGGGGUCCAGUUGGCCCCUUCAUCAGCCCCGUCGCUGGCCUCGCCGGACUAUCUGGACACCUACAAGCGGGCACAGCUGAAAGCGCUGCUCUCGCAGGUCAGCCCAGGCCUCACCCCGCGGCUCCGCAAAGCCAACACCAAAGAGAUUGGCGUGCUGGUGAACCCGCGGGUGGACGCUUCCGUGCAGUGCUCACUCGGCUCCCGCCCGCUCCAAGCCGUUCGGCCCCAAAGCCCCUUCGGGCGCUUCAGCUGGGAGCCGCCGCUGCCGGGCGUCUACUCGCCCGUCUUGGGCCGCCACCUCUUCACCUUGCCCGAAGCAGUGGUGGAACCCAAGGAGCUGCAGGGCGAAGCGCCCACGUCAAAACAGUCACUCGCCAAGGAGGAGGAGGAAGAGGAAGAGGCGGCAGCUGAAGACGAGGAGCUGCCGAAGAACACAGAGGAAAAGUCUGCCCAGCUGCAGGGUGAAGCAGCAGAGGGCGUCGGCGGAGGCAUCGGCGGAGGCGUCGCUGGGGAGAGCAAAACCACUUUCCAGUUCCUGGAACAGAAAUAUGGUUACUUUCACUGCAAUGACUGCAAGACCAGAUGGGAAAGUGCUUAUGUAUGGUGCAUUUCUGGAACUAAUAAGGUUUACUUUAAACAGCUUUGUCGUAAAUGCCAAAAGAGCUUCAAUCCUUACAAAGUAGAAGCAAUUCAGUGCCAAAUCUGUUCAAAGACCCGUUGCUCCUGCCCCCAGAAGAAAAGGCACAUUGACCUGAAGAGACCCCACCGUCAAGAGUUGUGUGGUCGCUGCAAAGGCAAAAGACUGUCCUGUGACAACACCUACAGCUUCAAAUACAUUGUCUAAUCUAUCGUCCUGACAAACUUGAGCUGUUCUUGCACUUAGCACUAUGCACUUUGUUACGUGUUUCAUAACCUGGCUCUGACUUUAGGCUUCUGACUUGGCACUGGAUAAUGGAUUAAAGAUUUUUGUAGGGUUAGAAAGUAUUCUUUGUUUCAGUGUACCUUGUAAUAAAACUUAAAUUCUAA